Molecule: messenger RNA, 1191 nt
Organism: Periconia digitata
Lineage: Eukaryota; Fungi; Ascomycota; Dothideomycetes; Pleosporales; Periconiaceae
Source: the annotation of a GenBank genome assembly
UUCGUUUCCAGUAAACAUUAUACACUACAUGCCGAUAUGGCUGCACCAACCGCGACCUCGCGCGCUUUCGCCAUUACGGAGAUCCUGGAAAACAUACUCCUCCAACUUCCGCUCCGGGAUCUCCUUCUGGCGCAAGCCCUCUCUAAAUCGGUACAGAACCUGAUUACGACUUCCCCAGCCCUGCAGGCUGCACUGUGUUUCCGAUCCACAUCCCCGGAAGCGACAGGAGCAGCAUAUACGGUCAAUCCCCUCAUAGCAUCCGCCUUCCCGAACGUGUUUGCGCCUCUCUGGGACAUUGACACAGACGAGGCUGCAAAAUGGCAGCAAAAGUUGGAUGCACACGGGCCCUCGUCUACUGAAGACAGUCCGAGUAUGAUAGAAGCUUCACUCCCUGCAAAGACACCUCCAGAAGAAACCCCAUCGCCUGAAAAAACAGAAUCGGAAGUAGAUAUCUAUGGUAUCGACGACGAAACCUACCCCGUUGGCGCGCACGAAAACCCACCUACCGUGCCUUCGCACCAGAGGUUCUGGUACUCGGCGUGGCUGCUCAACCCAGCGGCGUGGAGGCGAGAACACGCGAGUUGGCGCCGCAUGCGGGUUACCAAAGAGCCGCUGCGACGUCUCGUGCUGCUGGAGAAGCACUACGGCAUGGGCGGUUCAACGGUGGUGGAAUGCAUUCUCCGACUCGGCGAUCCUCGCGCGUCCGAAUCGACAGCCUGUCUAGAGGGAAGAGAGCGCAUAGACGUGGGGACGGAGCUACAGACUAGGUCGGAUAGAUACGACGAGCCGGGCACGGUGGUGCCGAAACACGGCUGGAUGACGGUGGAUGGGCAGGCAGUUGAUCUCGAGAGCUUGGAUGGCUUGCCCAUGUCUCUCUUUCACGAUUACUUGAGUCAACUCGUCUGUUCCAAUGGCGAACCACCCGCUUUCCAGAUCUACUUCUACCCUUCCUACCCGCCAACGCCUGAUCCCGUGCUCAAGGACCAUCUUCCUCCAAGUGUAAUGGAUGAGUUUAGCGGGUUUGCGGACCGUGAUGAUGUUGGAGAUGGCUUGACCAUGCUGAUUGAAACAAACUUUAGUCAUGGCUGCGUUAUACAGUCGAACCCCAUAUUUCCAGGGCUUUGUAGCGGUGCUGCCGGGAAAGUCGAGGUUGGGCCGUGGGUUACAAAAUCCAUGUCGCGUUUUGGCUGA